GUCUGUAUAUAACGUCUUAGUAAAAUUUCUGAAUGUUUUUGCAAAUCCUAAAUGAGUAUGUAUAUCUAACAAAAUUGCAGCUCUAGAGUUUUGCAUUGUGCUGUGGAUAACGAUGCAUACGGGUGUGAGUUGUUUCUUUUAUGUACAUCAUUUGGUUAUGAAGCAUAGAUACGAUGAACUCAAGUUGCAAAUCUUGUCCGUAGUUUCAAUUCAAACAUUUUCUUGGAGCCUGCUGCUGCAACAUGUUUUGCAUACCUAAAGACAAAUAGUCAAAAAGCACACAGAAGGGUUGUCAUUUUCCCAGACUGCUCUGAGAAAGCCAGCGUUUUCUUCUGCAGUCCACAGUGUCAACUCACAAUGGAGAGGAUCUUGCUAGUCUUGUUUCUUUCAGCCUGCCUCAUCUUCUCUAGCAGCCUUUCUCGUCAGUACCACUUUGUUGAUCUAGCUCUGACUUGGACUGAAGCUCAGGCCUACUGCAGACAAACGCUUACUGACAUCGUCACCAUCCAGGACUCUGAAGAACUGACCCGGCUCUUGGACACGCUUUCAUCUGCUAGGCAUAGCUCUGACGCCUGGAUUGGUCUCUACAGUGUAGUCCACUGGAUGUGGUCUGAUGGCUUCACAGGGGCCGGUGCUAACUACAGCAAUUGGGAAAUCAUUUUUAAUGAGCCAAAUUUUAUUGGAGCCAGUCAGUUCUGUGUGUCUGUCGGAAGUUCUGGAUUGUGGUGGGACGAUUACUGUUCAGAGAAUUACUCGGUUGUGUGUUACAAUGGCACACAGCUGGAUCCUCAAUAUGUUUAUGUGAACAAAGAAAUGAAUUGGUCCAGUGCCCAGAUGUACUGCAGGGAGAACUUCGUAGAUCUGGCUACAGUAAGCAGUGAUGAACAGAACUGGAUGAUCGAGAAAUUGAUGUAUUUUGGAAGCUACUCGUGGAUUGGUCUCUUUAGAUAUUCAAACUUCUUCUGGUCUGAUGGCAGCAGUGUCUCGUUCACCAACUGGGAUAAUGUCUACAAUCCAAUCGACUCAAUGACUCUUAUCUGUGGCAUAACAUCUGUAAACAAUGGGGGAAAAUGGAGGUUUUUGUCCUGUGAAACAAAAUUACCUGUUGUCUGCUACCAUGACCCCAUAGUAAAGAAGCAGAGCGUGAAGCUGAGCGUGAAGCUGAGACUGAAGACUGAGGACUCUGUCAAUCUCAACGACGCUGUUCUGAAAGACAGCAUCCUUAAGAAGCUCCAGGACAGGCUGGAGGAGAACGGAGGGGAUGAGAUCACCCUGAAGUGGAGAGAGCAGCCUGAUGGUGAAGUCUUCAAGAAAGAAGGACAAGCAGUGGUGCCUGUUCUUUAA
Molecule: messenger RNA, 1344 nt
Organism: Poecilia reticulata (guppy)
Lineage: Eukaryota; Metazoa; Chordata; Actinopteri; Cyprinodontiformes; Poeciliidae
Source: RefSeq, a predicted model, not a curated record